GUUUCCCUGGUCGGCGGGUAGCGGCGGCCGGGGGUGACUCGCUGUUGCCAGCGGUGGCUGCGGAGCGCCGGGCGGCUUCGCCGCGGCGGGCUGGGCUGGGGCUGCGCUGGGGCUGGGCUGAGCUGGGCUCUGCCCGCAGGCCCCGCGCCGCGCUCCCGAUCCUUCUGAGUUGUACUUGAAGCCGCCAAAAUGGUUCUAGCAGAUCUUGGAAGAAAAAUAACUUCAGCAUUACGCUCACUGAGCAAUGCUACGAUUAUCAAUGAAGAGGUUUUAAAUGCUAUGUUAAAAGAAGUAUGUACAGCAUUACUGGAAGCUGAUGUUAAUAUUAAACUUGUGAAGCAACUCAGAGAAAAUGUCAAGUCUGCAAUUGAUCUUGAAGAAAUGGCGUCUGGCCUUAACAAAAGAAAAAUGAUUCAGCAUGCUGUCUUUAAGGAACUUGUUAAGCUUGUAGAUCCUGGAGUCAAAGCAUGGACACCUACCAAAGGAAAACAGAAUAUUAUAAUGUUUGUUGGUUUGCAAGGCAGUGGUAAAACAACAACCUGUUCAAAGUUAGCAUACUUCUAUCAGAGGAAAGGUUGGAAGACUUGUUUAAUAUGUGCAGACACAUACAGAGCAGGUGCUUUUGACCAGUUGAAGCAGAACGCCACAAAAGCAAGAAUUCCUUUUUAUGGGAGUUAUACAGAAAUGGAUCCUGUAAUUAUUGCUUCAGAAGGUGUUGAGAAAUUUAAGAAUGAAAACUUUGAAAUAAUCAUUGUUGAUACAAGUGGACGUCACAAACAGGAGGACUCUUUGUUUGAAGAGAUGCUACAAGUUGCUAAUGCCAUACAACCAGAUAACAUUGUUUAUGUGAUGGAUGCUUCCAUUGGCCAAGCUUGUGAAGCUCAAGCUAAAGCUUUCAAAGACAAAGUAGACGUAGCUUCUGUUAUUGUUACUAAGCUUGAUGGACAUGCAAAAGGAGGUGGAGCUCUCAGUGCAGUUGCUGCCACGAAGAGUCCUAUCAUUUUUAUUGGAACUGGCGAACACAUAGAUGACUUUGAACCCUUUAAAACACAGCCUUUCAUCAGCAAACUUCUUGGUAUGGGUGAUAUCGAAGGAUUGAUAGAUAAAGUAAACGAGUUAAAGUUGGAUGAUAAUGAAGCACUCAUAGAGAAGCUCAAACAUGGUCAAUUUACACUAAGAGAUAUGUAUGAACAAUUCCAAAACAUCAUGAAAAUGGGACCAUUCAGUCAGAUCUUGGGUAUGAUCCCUGGUUUUGGAACUGACUUCAUGAGUAAAGGCAAUGAGCAGGAAUCGAUGGCAAGGCUAAAGAAACUGAUGACUAUAAUGGACAGUAUGAAUGACCAAGAACUGGACAGUACAGACGGUGCCAAAGUUUUCAGUAAGCAACCAGGAAGAAUCCAAAGAGUGGCAAGAGGUUCAGGUGUUUCUACCAGAGAUGUUCAGGAGCUUUUGACCCAAUACACCAAGUUUGCACAGAUGGUGAAAAAGAUGGGAGGCAUCAAGGGGCUUUUCAAAGGUGGUGAUAUGUCAAAGAAUGUAAACCCAUCUCAGCUGGCCAAACUGAACCAGCAGAUGGCAAAGAUGAUGGAUCCAAGAGUUCUUCAUCAUAUGGUGUGUGAUUUCCUGGGAGAAAAGAUUGCAUCUGUGCUGGGGAUAAGCACACCAAAAUACCAAUAUGCCAUUGAUGAGUAUUACAGAAUGAAGAGAGAGGAGGAAGAGGAGGAACAGGAAAACAAGAUGUCGGAAGAAGCAGAAAGACAGCAUCAGGAACAGCAGAACAAGCCCCAGGCUGAAGCUCCUGUCCGGACAGACCAGCCUGAAGCAACAGCAUGCACUUCAUUUGUGAAUGUAAACUUUGAAAACGAGGGAGAUGGCCAGUCUGUUGGGGAAAACAAACAAGAUGUAGUUCCUGUCCCUCCUUAAGUGUAAAGGUCUGUAUAAUGUAGGAAAUAGGAAGUGUCAGGUGUCACAAUCUGGCUAUAAGAAGCAGGAAAAAUAGGAUUAUACUUGUUCAGUGAAAUAACAACUUCUAGCAUUCUUAUUGAUCAGGAGAGAGCUAGGCAGUAUCUGUUCAGUCUGUCUGCCUAAUAAAGGCUGAGGUGUUCUGCCAAACUGGCACUUCAGUUAAAAUGAAAAUUGCACUACAAACAUUUGGUCUAAAAUUGAAUGUGUGAGCUAAUUUCUGUGGAAAGAAGUAAAAAUGUCUUUUCCUUGAAUUGCUGUGUCUGUAACCCCUGUGGAUUGCAGAUGCAGUGCUGCUUCCUACUUCUAAAACACCUAUUUCUGAUUUGCACAUUGUUUGCAACUUGGCUCUCUGUGAAUAGAUUAAUAGGAAUCAAUACCCUGUAACUCAAGUCAUUAUAAUAGUGUCUUAUUUCCCCUAUUUAUUGUCACUAUUGUAUGCAUGUAUUUUUUUUCUGUUGUUGUUUAACACGAGAUAAUGUUAGAUUUAAUGUUAAUUAGAUUUAAGGGUCCACUGACUUUUUUUUUUAAAAUUAAAGAAAAACAUUAAAGGAGGCUGUAAACACCCUUAAGAACUUACUGACAAGUACCAGCACUUUUGGAGGCUGACAGUGCUCAGCUGUUCCAUUCAGUGCUGCAGCCAAGUACAGAACUAGCAUCAGUGUAAGAUGUUCUCACUCCCAAGUCCAAAAACAAAGAGAUCCACCUGCUUGAAUACUUCAUAUUGCUCCCAGCAGUCUGGGAAACAAACUAAGGUCUUGCUAAAUUAUACUGAAUGCACCAGACACUGCCUACAUUACCAGUCUAGAACUAUGAAAACUUUUUUGGACAUAGUUUACCUGAGUCAGUGUACUUGAUUAACCUAAACAGAGUACUUGUUUAGUGUUAAAUUACCAGUAAGGGAUGUGCCAUUGCAAGUGUAACCCCUUUAGCACAGAAUACAUGAAUAACUAGAAAUCACAAAACCAAACUUAUGAUUCUUUUUCUUAAAUAAAACUUCGUUGCAGUCCUGCAACAACAGUAACUUUUUUUUUUUGUCUAAGUGAAAUGCAGGUAGCUCCAAAGCUUUUAAAUAGCCCCAAAUACCAAUUAAGGUUAUUUUAACUGCAAUGACUGUCAUUUUGCUGUGGCUUGUAAAAGGUGACUCAUUUACUUUGUGACAAUCAGAUGUCAGUGCCCCAGUCACUUUUGUUACAGAACUAUUAUAGAUAAAGGAGCAGAGAAUCUGUACUAGUUACCAUGUAAAACAUUACUUCAGUGAAAUUUUGUGCUGGGUAUCGUCAUAUGUCCCUGGCCUUGGUCCCACUACCAACUGAGGAGCCUGACGUAACACCGGAGGCUGGCUGACUUGGCUAUUAGUUUCCAGAGUUCAAUUAUAUAUUUCAGACAACCCUCUGCCUGUAGAGCACAACUUCCCUCUCCUCUCAUCUGCCCUUACCAUUCCAGCACUACAGAAGGUCUUAUGAGGAGGAUUCAUCAGCUCUAUUCCAUCCGUUUUGAUACUCUGUUCUUUGCCUCUUUUUGAAUUGUAAGACAGAGGGUGCUGACAGCUGUGUAAAGUCAUUCCUCAGCCCAAAACACCUGCAAGGGAGAGUUGGUUCAACACCUGGGGAACACACAGAAAAGCAGCUUGUUGAGAGUUCUUAUACUGUCAGAGGUAGAAAGCCUCAUGUAGCUCAAGGGUAAAACCUUUACAGCUGAAGGAUAUUUUGCUUUUCUGCCAAGACAUUAGUGUCAGUUGUGUUGGUUUCCCCUCCCCCUAUUAUCUGUUGCAUCAGAAAUGGUCUCACUGCCUUGGGUUUAAACUUCUUUGUAUAAAAUACUGUAUUACUCACUGUGCCUUAACUUAAUCCUUCCUUCAGUUUUUUGCAAACUGUAUGAAAGUGGUUACUUUCAUAAUGGUUUAAUUUUUCUGUAAAUGCAUUAAUUGGUUAUUUUAUAUUUAAUAUAAUUUUUGAACUGGAA
Falco peregrinus (peregrine falcon) is the source of this 3927-nucleotide messenger RNA. Its product is annotated as signal recognition particle subunit SRP54. Gene Ontology annotation, cellular component: cytosol; signal recognition particle, endoplasmic reticulum targeting. The transcript is spliced from 17 exons. The record is from RefSeq and is a predicted model, not a curated record. The coding region runs from base 190 to 1923 and encodes 577 amino acids. Gene Ontology annotation, biological process: SRP-dependent cotranslational protein targeting to membrane; SRP-dependent cotranslational protein targeting to membrane, translocation. Gene Ontology annotation, molecular function: ATP hydrolysis activity; GTPase activity; 7S RNA binding. NCBI's taxonomy places the organism in Eukaryota, Metazoa, Chordata, Aves, Falconiformes, Falconidae.